Daldinia decipiens is the source of this 1734-nucleotide messenger RNA. Its product is annotated as 14-3-3 protein. The record is from RefSeq and is a predicted model, not a curated record. NCBI's taxonomy places the organism in Eukaryota, Fungi, Ascomycota, Sordariomycetes, Xylariales, Hypoxylaceae. The transcript has 2 exons. The coding region runs from base 91 to 1101 and encodes 336 amino acids.
GAGAAGCAGCAGGUUUUGUGAGGCUUAAGCACAUUUCUCACAUAAUAUUAGGGCCCCGGUAUCCACCCCCCCUUUCCGGCGAUCUUUUCGAUGGCGUCCUCCGAGGUGGACCAGAAGUUCCUCGGACGCCUCGCAAAAUCUGUCGAGCCCAACAAUGCGCUGCUCGCGUCGAUGCUGUUUAAGAUAUUGGGGCUUUCGAUCAACGUAGCCGGGCAGUUAGUGAAAGCGCGCAAACAGCGCCGCCUCGAUACCACGCGCGUGACUCAGUCACUCGAGCUCUACUUUCACAUAUUAUGGCUCUCGCGUGAGGGCCUCGUCAUGCUCGAGCAGUAUGUUUUACCCAUGGUUGGCGACUACGUCGAGCUCAAGGUCCUCGCGUACAAACUACGCGCGUCCUUCUACCACAUAUUCGUCCUAUUUCAUAACAACCCCCCGGUUUCGCCCGUGGGAAUUGCGACGACACCCCAGGCUCUCGCCGCGGAGAUGACGCCGGAGCCGUUACGGGUCGAUAAGGGGAAGGGCGUGGAUAGGAGCAACCCGGCAGCAUUCAUACCGCCCCAGUACUUGCGAUCGUCGGUACAGCCAACUCACCCGUAUGAGCAAGGCGCACCAGCACCGCCCCCCGGCUUCGAGGCGCAAGUGCAGAUGCCGAACUUCACUCCAGAAGCGGCGGCCGCGUUUCUCCUACCGUCCGUAGACUACUUACCAACAGCACACCAGUACUUCCGGGAGGCUAUUUCGUUAGCAGAUAACUUGUUAUGGGGAUCGCACUCGCUGCGACUUUCCGUGAAAACGGAGUACGCGGCGUUCCUAUACGAUUGCGUCCACGACCGAGAGGGAAGCCGACGAUUGGCGAAACAGACGAUCGCGGAGGUGUACGAAGCGACGGAGGGCCUGGACGAUGAUAUGUACGACGACGCGUGCGAGCUCGUGACUGUGCUCGGCAAGAUGAUGAAGCGCGGCCUGGGAGCGGGAAGUUCGCGAAGCGGCGGAAGACCCAGUCCUAGCGUGACGCAAGCUGCCGCUGUUUCCCAGAGCGGCGAGAGCAGUGCGACGGUUGUACCGCCUGUUCCGCCCGUCGGCAUGGAGAAUCCAAUAUAAGGCCAAAACACGAUUAUAUCUCAACUAAUAAGGAUCCCAGAAACACUAUUCCCACACAUACCACGAACAACCUCUACGAAUGAUAAUAAUUCACAGCUAUACACUCAUAACGGUUCACGUCAAUGCCGUAUUCCUUGUAAUUAACUCAACCAUACCCUACCCAGAACGUACACGACCAGCACAUCCCAAGUGUUCAGAAUUAUUAACUCAAAAAGGGGGAAUUUGCCGUACCUACCUACAUACCUACCUACAUACCUCAUACAUACACGGACCCUACCACGUCUCAUACCCACCAAGAGACAACUAAUAACCACCCACCGGCAUCCCAUCCCAUCCCAUCCCAUCCCAUCCCCCUUCCCAGCACUUUAUUUUUCUCGUUCAUAAAAAGCGUUUGAUGAUACCCAGCUCCGUCCUGCGAGGCGGACAGACGGAUAGAGAAAGAGGUGGGGACUACGCGCCCUGCCCACCAUUGCAUUACAUACCAUGUGUAUUAGACAGCAUAGCUAGUUAGUUGCAGAUAGUUGCAGCGUAUUUAGUAGUUCGAGGGCUUUAUAGCUAGAGCUCUUGUUUUGAAACAUUACAGAAAAAAGUUUUGCAAAAUCUUAAUAAGUAAAGACUUCGUAGUUGAGUCUU